This is a messenger RNA of Dicentrarchus labrax (European seabass), 3025 nucleotides long. It is a transcript of the gene msi1b, whose product is annotated as musashi RNA binding protein 1b. NCBI's taxonomy places the organism in Eukaryota, Metazoa, Chordata, Actinopteri, Moronidae. Bases 505 to 1575 code for a protein of 356 amino acids. The record is from RefSeq and is a predicted model, not a curated record. Gene Ontology annotation, cellular component: cytoplasm. Gene Ontology annotation, molecular function: RNA binding. The transcript has 17 exons.
UGGGACUGGUUGAGCCCGGUGGACUCUACCACCUCUCUCUGAGGGAGGUUGUGCUGCUGCAUGUAGCUCUUCACCAUCUUCGCAACGUGCCAGGGAUCCCCCCUACCGGACAGAGACGUCACAUCUGUACCUGCCCGACUUACUGAUGGAGGUCUACGACUCUGUGAUCCUGAUCCUGAUCCUGGUUCUGAUUCUGGCUCUGAUUCCAUCUGGAUCUGAAUAAUCUGAAAAACCUACAAGAUCAGUUUCAUCUGGUCUGCAGCGGAAGCGGCGUGGUGGUCUGCCGCGCAUUGAUGUCUGUCUCUGUGGGAUGAGAGGAGGAGGAGGAGGAGGAGGAGGAGGAGGAGUCUCUCCCAGCCUUGCAUCUGGCCCGCUCCCCUCUCUGUCACCCCGGGCCAAACCCGCCCAGAUCCUCUCACUCACUCUGCGCCUGUUCUCCCGCACGGCACGGCACGGCUCGGCUCGGACGGUCACAGUCACUCACGCACACAGCGAGGACGCGGAAUGGAGACGGAAGGGAGCCAGAGCAGCCUGUCCGCCACGGACUCCCCGCACGACCCCUGCAAAAUGUUCAUAGGUGGACUCAGCUGGCAGACAACUCAAGAGGGUUUGAAGGAGUACUUCUGCAAGUACGGCGAGGUGAAGGAGUGUAUGGUGAUGCGAGAUCCGGUUACUAAGCGCUCGAGAGGGUUCGGAUUCGUCACCUUUGUUGAUCAGGCCGGCGUGGAUAAAGUUUUGGCCCAAACCAGACACGAGUUGGACUCCAAAACAAUCGAUCCGAAGGUCGCGUUCCCCCGCAGAGCUCAGCCCAAGUUAGUGACUCGAACCAAGAAGAUCUUCGUUGGAGGCCUGUCAGUGAACACGACCAUCGAGGACGUCAAACAGUACUUUGACCAGUUCGGGAAGGUCGACGACGCCAUGCUCAUGUUCGACAAGACCACCAACAGACACAGAGGGUUCGGCUUCGUGACGUUUGAGAACGAGGACGUGGUGGAGAAAGUGUGCGAGAUCCACUUCCACGAGAUCAACAACAAAAUGGUGGAGUGUAAGAAGGCUCAGCCCAAGGAGGUGAUGUCCCCCACGGGCUCAGCCAGGGGGCGCUCUCGUGUGAUGCCCUAUGGGAUGGACGCCUUCAUGCUGGGCAUUGGUAUGCUGGGUUAUCCGGGCUUCCAGACGGCCACGUACACCAGCCGGAGCUACGCUGGGAUCACUCCUGGAUACACCUACCAGUUCCCUGAGUUCCACUUAGAGAGGACUCCCCUUCUGACUUCACCCCACCCCCCUGAGCUCACAGCGAUUCCUCUCACGGCGUACGGACCAAUGGCGGCGGCGGCGGCGGCGGCAGCAGUAGUUAGAGGCUCCACCCCGUCUCGCUCAGCUGGAUUUUUAGGUACGAGCAGCCCGGGGCCGAUGGCGGACCUUUACGGGACGGCCAGUCAGGAGUCGGCGGUCAGCAGUUACCUCAGCGCUGCGAGCCCCGCCCCGAGCACCGGAUUCAGCCACAGUCUGGGGGCUUUACCCUUCCUCUCUCAGGGCCCUUUGAUCGCCACGGCCUUCACUAACGGCUACCACUGAGAGCUGCGGAGCUGCAGACUGAGAGCUGGAAGGAGUUGAAGCUGCUUUGGAGCUGAUCUGGCCUGCCUCUGUCCAGCCCACCUCUCCGGCCGGGGGCAGCUGAACCCUCAACCCCCUUCCUCCUCCUUCCUCCUCCUUACUCCUCCUCCUCCUCCUCCUCCUCCUCUUCCUCCACCCUGGUCCCGGAGUCAGCCUGCACCCAGCCGACCGAACCUACUGACGCCUCACUAAACUCCUCCUGAGAGAGAGAGACGAAGAAAGGAGCCGAAGUGUGUAUCACUACAUGUAAUCGCGACAUGCUGUAUUGUUAGUGUUUGUUUUGUUGUUUAUUUUGUGAUUUUCUUUAUGUGUUUGGUUUUUUUUGGGGGGGGGGUUGAUUUGACCUCUAAAACCUGAUCUCUCUGAGAUUAAAACCUCCAGCUGAAGCUUGUUUGAAGGUCAGGAGCUGUAAUUUGUACUGGAAUGUAUAUUUGUCACUAGUUCACACUGAAUUUUAACACAAACAUUUUGUGAUUAAUCUCGUUUCCUGUCACAAACUUUAUAUCUCGGUAGGUUUUUAACACUAAUAACUCGCAGACGACGAAGGUCAUUAGUCACAGUUACACACAUGAGCUGUACAAUUCUUGUAAAAUAUUGUAAAUAUGAGUUUUUUUCCGGGGAGGGGCUCCGCUCAUGUUUGUGUCGGGGGAGGUUACAGUUUCACGCGGAGGUCGAGCACAUUGGAGCGGCGCCGGUUACUGCGCUCCUCUCCGGGCGUUUCACUGAACGAGAGGCUGGAACAACACUUUACUUUUUUGGGUCGGGGAGGGGAGGGGGGGGAUGUUUGGGUGUGAACUCGCUCCUCUGUCGGGGGGGCAGAACGCUGUUUUCUUACGUUGUCAUAUUGUUGUUUGAACUUUUGUGUUUGUGAAGGAAAAUGAAGGAGCACAGUGGAUGUUUGUCACAUGGUUUCAUACACACUGGGGGGGGAGGGAGUCGGGGGGGGUACCUCAGUUGCAAAUGUGAAAUUUUAAUCUGAUUUUUUGUUGUUGUUGUUGUUGCAUUAACAUCACGUGUGGAUGGUUGAACCUUUUAGAAAGGUGGCUUCUCCAACCGGAUGGGGACGGUCUCCUGCCCCGAACCCUCACUGCGUAUCCACUGGAGGUCUCAGACUGUAGCAGCUACUUUUAGACCAAAAUGUUCAGAGCUACUAGGAUGUUGCACGAUAAAUGUUAGCUUGAGAACAAAAAGCACUCUGGAUCCACCAGGUUUUACAUUUUGAUACUCGCUCACACUGCUGCGGGCCGCCGACGGUGGCUCCGACCCUGAUGCUGUUUUCACUGAAGAAUAACAAUCUUUGUCGACACUGUAACAUUUUUCUGAUUUUCUUUUUCCUGUCAUGUUUUAUUCCUUUGAAGAAAAAAAAAAAAAACUUUUUAAAAUUCCUAAUAAAUUAUUUUAAAACAUUCCA